CGACCUGGACACUGUCAUUCGCGACGUCAAAAACGCCAUGGAACUCCCAAGACUCCGCUUCGACGGCGAUCAGGUCGGAAGCCGAGCGAUGAUGUGCUCGUAUCGACUCGGCACAUGUGCUACACUGAAGCCCCGAUUCUAGCGUACCGGCGCGUGUGUUCUCGGCAGAGAGAACAACGCACGAGCAAGUGCAUGUCAACAUCACGUGCCGACAACCCUGUCUGA
Molecule: messenger RNA, 225 nt
Organism: Bipolaris zeicola 26-R-13
Lineage: Eukaryota; Fungi; Ascomycota; Dothideomycetes; Pleosporales; Pleosporaceae
Exons: 1
Source: RefSeq, a predicted model, not a curated record